Molecule: messenger RNA, 3972 nt
Organism: Gigantopelta aegis
Lineage: Eukaryota; Metazoa; Mollusca; Gastropoda; Neomphalida; Peltospiridae
Product: glutamate receptor ionotropic, NMDA 2B-like
Exons: 15
Coding region: 389-3268 (959 amino acids)
Biological process (GO): modulation of chemical synaptic transmission; synaptic transmission, glutamatergic; monoatomic ion transport
Cellular component (GO): plasma membrane; postsynaptic membrane
Molecular function (GO): transmitter-gated monoatomic ion channel activity involved in regulation of postsynaptic membrane potential; NMDA glutamate receptor activity
Source: RefSeq, a predicted model, not a curated record
UCUUGAUAGCUACAUAUCCUUCAUGCAGGGUAUUGUGCUGGGAUUACUGAAAUAAUGAAGGUCGAUGUAUCAGAUGCUACUUCAAAGAAACUAUUGUUCUUAUGAAUUGUGUUUCAAAUCUGUCGAUCUUGGUUCAGCCAUGCCAUUGCAUAACCAAGCUGAAAUGCUGGUGUCUACGUCGCUGGAAUUCCGGAAUAAUUUCAGAGGGGUGCACGUACCUUGCUUAACUCCAAGCUCAGGAGACCUAUUGAACGUGAUGUAGUGCUGACGUCAAAAAGAAAAAUAAACGAAACAGAAAGGAGUCUUUCAUCAUUAGCUCAUCUUAACACGAAAUUCUAGAGAGAAAAAAAAAUACAAUGCUCGUGUUGUGAUUCUUCCUUUAAAAAAAAUGUCUACCCCAUUUCUGAUGAAAUGUAUUUUUUUCGCGGUGAUUGUCGUCUGCUGCUGUGACUUGCGCCUUGCCCAGCGUGUGCCGAGGAAGGUCGUGACGCUGCACGCGCUGGUGCCCAGGCACGCGAUAGUCCGGGAUCUGAACAGGACCAUCAGCGUCAAGUUCCAGCGGUCGGCUCGAAUUCGUCUUGUGAGGACUCACAGGAAUUUACUACGUCAGUUCGACUUUCGUGUUAAAUUCACCGUGAUGCGAUUCGACAGUCCCGAGGAGAUACUACAAGCUUUCUGUGAUACCACGUUCACGACGAAUACCGUCACGCUGUUUCAUAUUAACAACCCGCUCUUUAUGUCGUCACGGAAGGCGUCUAACAAAUAUAUCAACCAACUGGCCCAUUAUCUCGGUCUGCCAAUGAUUUCUUGGGAUUCCGAGUUCUCGGCUAUGUCUGUGGGUAACUCUUCCAGAAACAUUCAGAUAGCGCCGACGUUGCAGCAUCAGUCUCGCGCCAUGUUGAAGAUGCUGGAGAAUUACAAUUGGUCAGAUUUCUCUGUCGUCACGACGCAGGCGGCGGGGAACCAGGACUUCUUGUGGUCGCUGCGUACGGUCGUGCAUGAAAGCCAGAAACAGGCGGCAUACACAGCCGCAGGCGUCAAAACAUUUAGGUAUAAGAUAUUGCAAGAGAUUAUAAUUUCUGAUGGGCGGAAUGAAACGGACGUACACGAGGAACUGUCCAAACUCGUGGGAACACACACUCGGGUCAUACUGUUACACUCCGACAAUCUCGAGUCGAAGUAUAUACUGGACGAAGCGGCCAGGCUGGCCCUCACGACGAAGGAAUACGUCUGGAUCCUCACGUCGGCUGCCAUGACGAGAGGCUCAGCAUCCGUCGCCUACCGCGGCUUCCCGUUAGGACUCUUUGCUAUUUCCUAUGACGUGGGCAAAAACGUGAUGCGUGAGGCGGUGGAGACGACAGUGGAUAUCUGGCUGUCUGCGUUAAACAAAAUGGCGGGAAACCAAACACUGAUGCAGACGACAUCACUAGAACCUGUCUUCUCGUGCAACUCCACCACUCAGUACUGGAAGGAUGGUGAAGUUUUAUACAAACAUUUGAAAGACACUGUGUUGAGGUAUCCACGAAGGACGGAAUUUACGGACGAGGGAACACUCAAGCAUACAGAACUGAAGAUUAUGAACGUCCAGAAGGGAACCUUGGGAAAGAAAUACGUGGAGGUUGGCACAUGGACUUGGAAGGGUUUAUCCAUGAAAGGAAUCACGUGGUCUGCAGGAGCUAAGAAUCCGCCAAAGGGGAAACCCGAGCGCUACUUCCUGAGGAUCGUCACUGUCGAGGAACACCCUUACGUCAUCUUCCGGCCACAUGACCACACGGGGCAGUGCGGCCAUGAAUCCGUGCAAUGUCGAGCUUACCAAAGAGACGAGAACAAGACACGAGCCGUACGAAAACCAGUUCUAGGCUUUGAUCUUUGGUGUACAGCGUGCAUGGAACCGUACGACUACCCGUCCUGGGCUUUGAUCCUGGUGUUCAGCGUACACGCCACGGGAACCUCCAUCUUCAUCUUCGAGUGGCUCAGUCCGUACGGACUAGACCAGGGACACGCUUCCAUGCGAGAACACAAGUUCUCCCUGUUCCGGUCGUUCUGGCUGAUCUGGGCCAUGCUGUUCGGGGCCGCCGUGUCGACGGACGCCCCUAAAGGAAUAUCCAGUCGCUUCCUCGCCAACCUCUGGGCGCUGUUCGCCCUCGUCUUCCUCGCCAGCUACACCGCCAACCUCGCCGCCUUCAUGAUCACCAAGGAGGAGUACUAUGACCUGAUCGGCAUCGACGACAACAGGUUGCGCAAUCCUCAAACAACGAAACCACCGUUCAAGUUUGCAACUAUACCAAAUGGAACCACAGACCUCAGCAUCAUGGCGAACCAUCCCAAGAUGCAUCAGUACAUGAAGCGGUAUAAUCCGCCUACCAUAGAACUUGGUAUACAGCAGCUGAAGAAACAGGAACUGCAGGCGUUCAUUUACGAUGCCUCGGUGCUCGAAUACUACGUGGGCAGGGACGACGGCUGCAAGCUCGUCAUCGUGGGCGACUGGUACGCCAGGAACGGAUACGGGAUAGGCUUUCCGAAAGCGUCGCCGUGGAUGGAGCAGAUCAACUCGGUUCUGCUGGAAAUGCAAGAUGUUGGUACAAUAGAGAAACUACAACGAUUCUGGUUGGCUGGAGCCUGCAAGAAGAAGAAAAAGAAGGGUCUAUCUAGUCACACUUUAGGGAUUUUAAAUUUUACAAGUGCCUUUAUUCUCCUUGGAGGGGGAAUGGUGUUAGGGGCCCUGCUCCUGAUACUCGAACACAUGUACUUUCGUUUUGGGAGAAAGAGUCUCAAGAAAUGGGACAAGAAAGGAUGCUGUUCUUUAAUUAGUCUGAGUAUGGGGAAAUCUUUAACAUUCGAGCAAUCUGUGAUGGACGCCAUUGACUUCGCCAAGAAGUACAAGUGCAAAAACCCGAUCUGCGAGACUCAGCUGUGGAAAGUGCGUCACGAGCUAGACUUGGCUCUGAUCAAAAUCGACGCUUUACAGAAACAAUUAGCAGAGUUGACAUCACCGGAAGACACAGCUAUUUGGAAAUAUAACCCGGAUGCUACGCGGCAGCUCAACGGUGUAUCGCGACGGAGAGGCAGGGACAUUAUCGAGCCUGCGGACUCAAACUCUGUUGUAGCAGACGAGGGUGCGAGUCUGCCUCAAAAUGAUAAUAAAAGAACGGGCGCAGUAGUGCCACCUAGUGAUCCAAGUUGGACAACUCCAAAGGGCAAUAGAAAGGUUGAUGGAAAAUAUUAUUUCGGUGUGGACGACAGUGUUGAAAUGGAGAGUGCUUUCUAACAAAAGGAUGGCAGUUAACAUCUGCUGAUUGGCGAAAAUGUAUUUAAAUAUUUAUUUACACUGUGUGUAUUAUUAAUAGUCUAAGAACUACAAUGCCUUUAAUCAGAAUUUUAGGUAAAGAAGGUUUGACGAGCCUACUUGAUGUGAACAGUGAUGCUGAUGCCACAAAAUAGCAGUCUUAUUGUCCUCACAUAAGACACAAUUGCCUUUUGGGCCAAAAAUGACAAAAUCAGAUAUCUAUUAUAUGAUUAGUCUGGUGUUACCAUAUUUCAUUACACACCAGUGUAAAAUAUUGUUCAUGUCAUAACACUCGCUCAAUAUUUAACUAUUGUAAUAUUGGCGUGACGUGAGCGUGGCGUAGAUCACUUAAUGGCCCAAUUCGUAAAAAGAAUAACGUGUAGUAAGUCUCGACAUCUGCUUACUUCUGCGUUGCGGUUUGUUUCAUUUGGUUUGUAAUAAAUAAAAUACUAAACUAGCUUGCCUGUCAUACCGUUUUUAUGAAACUCGUGAACAGUGUUUGUAUAUGACUCGCUUUCGCUCGUCAGAUACCAAACCUGUUCACUAAUUUCAAAAAUAUGGUAUGACCGGCAGGCUCGUUUUGUACUCUCUUUCUCUCUCUCUCUCUCUCUCUCUCUCUCUAUAUAUAUAUAUAUAUAUAUAUAUAUAUAUAUAUAUAUAUAUAGAAAGAGAGAGAGAGAGAGAGA